AUGGGGAAAGGAACGGAUAAGCUAUACAUCACACACUCUGAGUGGGCAUCAGAAGAUGCAUUCUCAGCUAGUGCUGGCGCUGGUGUGUCAAAGGCAAAGAAAGGUGGCCCCCAUGCCGCGUUCAAACGCUUACCGUUCAAUUUCUGCUCCCUGUCACUCCAACCCUACUCACAUCCCGUUUGCACACCAUCUGGAACACUUUUUGACCUCACAAACAUUCUGCCAUGGAUCAAGAAGCAUGGGACAAAUCCUGUUGAUGGAGCCCCGCUGAAGGGUUCCGACUUGAUCAAGUUGACUAUCGCAAAGAAUGAGGACGGCGACUACGUUGACCCGGUCACCUACAAGGUUCUAACUGAUAACACACAUAUUGUUGCACUACGGAAUACAGGCAAUGUAUUUUCCUGGGAUACGGUAGAGCGGCUCAACAUCAAAGGGAAACUGUGGCGCGACUUGGUCACAGAUGAGGAAUUUAGUCGGAAGGACAUUAUCACUCUACAAGAUCCGCAGAACAUCGAGUCACGCAACCUCAGCUCAUUCAACUAUAUCAAAGAUGGAGAAACGGGAAUUCUGGAGGAUCAAAAGGCUUCUGGAAGUGUCAACACCAGUGCACUUGGCAGCUCGGCAAAGAUCCUAAAGGCGAAAGAGGCGGUGGCAAAGGCGCGGUCAGAACGCGCUCAGCAGGCGAAUGCCGUGGCUGGCUCAAAGACAGUUUCGAAGCUCGGAUCUGCAAGUGCAGCUACCAAGGUGGGCGGGGCACAAUCGGCAAAGCCAACACCUUACAACGCCGCACGGUUCACAACGGGCAAGGCGGCUGCCUCGUUCACCAGUACGGGCUUGACACCGCACACAUCUGCCGAGCUAGCUGUACUAUCAGAGGAGGAAUACAUGCUUAAACGGGGCCGCGUCAAGGCGAAAGCUUACGCACGCAUCGUGACUACCGCCGGUCAUCUGAAUCUGGAGUUGUAUCCCGAGUAUGCGCCCAAAACUGUGUGGAAUUUCCUUCAGCUGGCCAAGAAGGGCUAUUACAACGAUGUUCCUUUUCACCGCAAUAUCAAGGGCUUCAUGCUCCAGGGCGGUGAUCCAACCGGUACCGGACGAGGCGGCGAGAGUAUCUGGGGCAAAUAUUUCGCCGAUGAGUUUGAGGGACCCUUGAAGCACGAUGGCCGAGGCACUCUGAGCAUGGCUAAUAAGGGCAAAAACACAAACAGCAGUCAAUUUUUCAUUGCCUAUCGAGCUCUGCCUCAUCUCAACCUCAAGCACACCAUCUUCGGUCGUCUGAUCGAUGACCCAACCCCUUCGUCUACUACUCUGAAUAUGCUCGAGACCCACCCCGUGGAAGCCAACACGAAUCGUCCUACCCCCGAUGUGCGCAUCAAGGAAAUCACAGUCUUCGUAGAUCCAUUCGAGGAUUUCCUGAAACAGAAGCGCGCCGACGAAGCGCGCGCCACGGGUGCCACAGGCCCUUCUGCUGAAGAACAGGAAGAGACAGCUCGCCGCGUUGACGAUGACCGCGUUACCUGGACCGGUAAGCGAGUCCGCGGUGCUGGUGCGGAAUCGAAUGACGACGGUGCCCCGGGUGGCAUUGGAAAAUAUCUGAAGGCAGCAUUGGCAGAUCGCAGUGGGCAGGAAGAAGACGAGAUUGUGGAGUUUGUAGAUGAGCUUGCGCAUGAGCCUAUCCGUAAAAAGCCCAAAGCUUCAGGAGGCUUCGGGGAUUUUAGUUCAUGGUAA
Molecule: messenger RNA, 1728 nt
Organism: Penicillium paradoxum
Lineage: Eukaryota; Fungi; Ascomycota; Eurotiomycetes; Eurotiales; Aspergillaceae
Product: PPIL2 family peptidylprolyl isomerase
Exons: 4
Coding region: 1-1728 (575 amino acids)
Biological process (GO): protein folding; protein peptidyl-prolyl isomerization; protein polyubiquitination
Cellular component (GO): catalytic step 2 spliceosome
Molecular function (GO): peptidyl-prolyl cis-trans isomerase activity; ubiquitin-ubiquitin ligase activity
Source: RefSeq, a predicted model, not a curated record